This is a messenger RNA of Knipowitschia caucasica, 2790 nucleotides long. The record is from the annotation of a GenBank genome assembly. Lineage: Eukaryota; Metazoa; Chordata; Actinopteri; Gobiiformes; Gobiidae.
AUGAUUGAAACAAAGCUGGCCUCUGUGCUGGAAGCCAUCGCCGCCCGAGGAUCUGAGAUACAGGCCCUAGCCGCGAGAAUGGAUAUCGCAGACAAGCAAAUGGAAGCCAUAGACCAGACUGCAACUGCAUCCGAAACCAAAAUCGUAACAUUGGAAAAACAAAUCAAACAACUAAAAGAGCGCACUGACCAGCUGGAGAAUCACUUCCGGAGAUCUAACCUCAGAAUACUGGGAAUAGAAGAACGUGUAGAGGGGACAAACGCGGUGAAAUACCUUGAGAGGUGGAUCCCCGAGUACCUUCAUCUUGACACCGCAGACGAUAGGAUUGUCCUGGACCGAGCCCAUCGCACACUGGGUCCGAUGCCAUCAAGCGGACAGAGGCCACGUCCCUUCAUUGUCAAAUUACACUACUACUCCGAUAAAGCCCGAGUGAUGGAAGCCGCACGCAAACUCCACCAGAACGGGACCCCGCGUCAACAGAGGAUCCUCUUCUUCAACGAUUAUUCAGCGGAGGUCGUCCGUAAGAGUAAAGCUUACGACGUUGUGAAAGCUCGACUCCGGGAGUUGGAAGUGGAAUACGCGCUGUUAUACCCAGACAUCUUGAGGGUGAACACUGAUGAUGGAAAAUACCGGCGCUUCUCAACCCCGGGUGAGGCCAACGUGUAUGUUCGCACUCUGGAGCUGGCGCGUGCCCCGCCUUCUCUCUCUGCAGAAGAGAGCACAUUGGGAGCCACUGGCCACAAGAUGUCCUCGUACAAGAGAGCCACACUGGACGAGGAGGACCUGCUGGACUCCGCAGGGGACGAUAUCUAUCCCUCACACCCAAUGCAGGUGACACUUCUUCAGGGUCGAGGUCCCCAGUGUUGGUCCAAUAAAACAGAAAGAGAGCGGAGGCUGAUACUUUUGGUGUGUCUUUUAUCUGUGGCCUUAUUCAUAUCCCUCAUCACAACUGGGGUCUUCUACAAACAGACUCACCCAGGCCACUGCCUUUCAGAGCCCUGCAUUACUGUGGCUAGUGCGGUAUUGGCCUCACUAGACCGAUCCGUGGACCCUUGCCAUGAUUUCUACAACUUUGCUUGCGGAGGUUGGGUGAAAAACAACCCUCUUCCUGAGGGCAAGUCUCGCUGGGGACCUUUUAGCACCCUGUGGGAACACAACAUGCUCACAAUGAAGCACCUUCUAGAGAACACAACAAUGAAAGUAAGUGAUGCUGAGGAGAAGGCACAGCGAUAUUAUGAGGCCUGCAUGAAUGAAACCAAGAUCGAGGAGUUAGGAGCUAAACCACUACAGGAGCUCAUCAGCCAGUUGGGAGGUUGGGCCUUGACUGAACCCUGGGACAAGGACAACUUUCAGAAAGUGUUAAGAAUGGUGUCUGCAAACUUUCAUGCAGCACCAUUCUUUACAGUCUUUGUCAGCACAGACUCCAAAAACUCCAACAGUAACAUUAUCCAGGUGGAUCAGUCAAGCCUUGGACUUCCUUCACGGGAUUACUAUCUCAACAAAACGGCAAACGAAAAGUACCUGACCGCAUAUCUCAACUACCUGGUGGAGUUAGGAGUUCUUCUUGGUGGCUCCAAAGAAACCUCUCAGACACUUAUGACGGAGAUUGUAGACUUUGAAACAACUCUUGCCAACAUCACAAUCCCUCAGGAGGAGCGUAGGGAUGAAGAGAUUAUCUACCACAAAAUGGAGGCCAAAAAUCUAACAACCUUGGCCCCAGCGGUGGAUUGGAUGCCAUACCUUACCGAACUGUUCGCUCCUGUGCCACUCAAUGACUCUGAGCCAGUUGUUGUUUAUGCCGUAGAGUAUCUAGAGAAAGUGUCAGACCUCAUAACAAGAACAAAUAAAAGUCUUCUGAAUAACUAUAUGAUAAUGAAAGUGGUGAGGAAGAUGGUGUCUGUUUUAGAUGAAAGGUUUCGAGAUGCUGAGCAGCGCUUCCUUGAGGUCAUGUACGGAAUAAAAAAGAGUUUAACCCCUCGUUGGAAGCUGUGUGUGAGUGAUACAGACAGUGCCCUUGGAUUUGCUCUUGGUGCCAUGUUUGUCAAAUCUACCUUCAAUGACGACAGCAAAACCAUUGCUGAAAAUAUGGUCGGGCAAAUCAAAUGGGCGUUCGAGGACAGCCUGAAAUUUGUGAACUGGAUGGAUGUGGAAACCAAGAAAGCAGCAAAAGAAAAGGCAGAUGCCAUCUACAACAUGGUUGGAUAUCCAGAGUUUAUAAUGAACGCUACAAAGUUGGAUAAGGUGUUUAAUGAUUUUGAAGUGGUCUCUGAGCUUUACUUCCAAAACGCUAUGCAAUACUACAACUUCUCAGGCAGAGUGACGGCUGACCAGCUGAGAACAGCACCCAACAGAAACCAAUGGAGCAUGACCCCUCCAACUGUAAAUGCAUAUUACAAUCCAACAAAGAACGAGAUGGUUUUGCCUGCUGGAAUUCUUCAAGCACCUUUCUACGGUCGAUCAUGGCCCAAAGCUCUUAACUUCGGAGGAAUUGGAGUUGUGAUGGGACAUGAGCUGACUCAUGCAUUUGAUGACCAAGGUCGUGAAUUUGACAAAGAUGGAAACCUGCGUCCUUGGUGGAAAAAUUCAUCUGUAGAAGCUUUUAAAAAGCAGGCCCAAUGUAUGGUGGAGCAAUAUGGAAACUAUAGCAUCAACAAAGAGCCAGUCAAUGGACGGCACACUCUAGGAGAGAACAUUGCAGACAACGGAGGACUUAAAUCUGCUUACAAAGCUUAUGAUUUGCCCAAGUAUGGUGCUCAAUUAGGACACCAGAAAGCUCACAUGAAGGAGUGA